This is a messenger RNA of Gigantopelta aegis, 1552 nucleotides long. RefSeq lists its product as uncharacterized. The transcript is spliced from 10 exons. The record is from RefSeq and is a predicted model, not a curated record. NCBI's taxonomy places the organism in Eukaryota, Metazoa, Mollusca, Gastropoda, Neomphalida, Peltospiridae. Bases 84 to 818 code for a protein of 244 amino acids.
AGGGAAACUACUCGUCUUAGCAACGUUGAAUAGAAACGUAAUAGAUCCAAAUUUUUACAUAUUAAUGGCCAUCCGCAGUAGAUAUGUAUUUCUCGGAUGAUAAAUGUGAUGAGUGCAGUCGAACAAAGACUGCUCGAUUGUUGUCUUGGAUUGAAAGAAGAAAACUGAAGAAAAAUCUAAAGCGACAAAACAAAUGCUGUGAGUGUAAGAAGAGAAAGUCGCUAUCAAUGAUCUCUUGGAUUCAAAAGAGAAAAGAAAAGAAACGACUAAAACAUCAAUGUGAAAUUAUCCAGGCUUCCCAAGAAGCAGCCCGUAUAUCACAGGAAUGGCAAACUGAGAAACUGGACAAACUGAGAUAUUUUUACCAGAGUAAACUGUCCACAAUGCGAGAGAGGCUGGAUGCAUAUGCAGCAGAAAACCAAGAGAUUAAAGAUAAGCUGCGGAAAAUGAGCACUUUUUAUCGGGAGAAGCAAGCAUACCUCCAGGAGAGUGUGGAUGCAUAUGCCAUUGAAAAUGUAAAGUUGAAAGACACUGUGUGCCAGCUUAAAAAGAAAGUAUCUAAAUUAGAAAUGGCUUUAUGUAAUGAGACAGAAUCAGCAGCACAGAGGUAUAGCAAGCCAAAGAGAUAUGAAGUUAACCCUGGAGUCUUCACAUCAUCGACAAGGUCUACACCUGAAAUGGAAUCUUUACAAACAAAAAUAUUGUCGCUGGAAUUCACAGUAUUCCGUCAACACAAACUGAUGGAGCUGAUGGAGGAAACUUUACAAGCAUUUGAACCAAACUUCUCAGUGAAAACCCUCGGAGAGGUCGAGUGCUGAGCAAGGCCAUUCCAGAAACAAACACAGGGAGCACUUUGACAAAUCUCACUUGUUCAUGUAACCCUGUGAACCCAUCAAUUUUUAAUUAUUAUUUUUGUGUUUAUCAAUUUGUUAUAGUUUUGUGGUUUUUUUCCGUGGUUAAUUUUGAAAUAAUUUUGUUGUACAGUGUAUGUAUGAUAAGCAUUAUGUAGACUUUGUUUUGUAGUGUUUUCUGUUGGGAGUUUGGUACUUAACAUGUAAAUUCUUCUUUGUGUUUUUUAUUUUUUGUUUCUUUUUUCCAAAGUAUGAUAAUUCAAUAUUAAUAGUGUGUGUGGCUGUAGACUAAGUUUAUUCCCUAUGUUGUAUUAAAGCAAUCCUAUCUUACCCACCAUCAUAACUAUUAUAACUGUCCUAACGUGUAUAGAAUUUUAUAUUCUAAUUUAUAUACUUGUAUGCUAUUGUGAAUAUUGUUUAUAAAUGUCUGUCAAUAUUUUGUAUGUAAAUACAUUUUUUCAAAUAUCAAAGGAUAAAAGAAUGUGUUUCCUUAAAUCCGCUCUAGAAAAAGAAAAAACAAAAGAAACAAAAACAAAAACGACUGUCCAAAAAUAGUAAAAUAAAAUAAAUCAGGUAUUCAUGUACAUGCCUCAAAGAACUUGGCAAUAUUUUGGCUAAUUUGUUAGUGGGAAGAAAGCAUUUAAAAAUGACUUGUUGCUAGUCAGUCAGAUGCAUAUAAAAACACCUUGCUGCUAAUUUUA